This is a messenger RNA of Anguilla anguilla (European eel), 3474 nucleotides long. It is a transcript of the gene ddx54, whose product is annotated as DEAD (Asp-Glu-Ala-Asp) box polypeptide 54. Gene Ontology annotation, molecular function: ATP binding; RNA binding; RNA helicase activity. The coding region runs from base 1 to 2601 and encodes 866 amino acids. The record is from RefSeq and is a predicted model, not a curated record. NCBI's taxonomy places the organism in Eukaryota, Metazoa, Chordata, Actinopteri, Anguilliformes, Anguillidae. The transcript has 20 exons. Gene Ontology annotation, cellular component: nucleus.
AUGGCACAAAGGAAGAAAAAAUUCACGAAGAAAAAACGACAUAUGGGGAGUAAAUUAAAAGAACCCGAUUUGGAUUCGGACGGUGGCGAAUUUGAACUGGCUGCCCAGAUGCAAGAUGACACGCCUGAGAGGAAGACCCUCCGCUUCCCCGCCGCAUCGGAGUGCCUCUCCGACGUGGAGCCGGACACCAGGGAACUGGUCAGGGCGCAGAACAAGAAGAAGAAAAAGUCUGGAGGUUUCCAGUCAAUGGGGCUCAGCUAUCCAGUGUUCAAAGGGGUCAUGAAGAAGGGCUACAAAGUCCCUACUCCUAUUCAGAGAAAGACCGUUCCCCUGAUCAUGGACGGGAAGGACGUGGUCGCCAUGGCGCGGACGGGCAGCGGGAAGACAGCGGCGUUCCUGAUCCCGAUGUUCGAGCGCCUGAAGGCCCCGCAGGCGCAGACGGGCGCCCGCGCCCUGAUCCUGACGCCCACGCGUGAGCUGGCGCUGCAGACCAUGAAGUUCACCAAAGAGCUUGGCAAGUUCACCGGCCUUAAGACAGCACUGAUCCUGGGAGGAGACAGCAUGGACGAUCAAUUCGCUGCUCUGCAUGAAAACCCAGAUAUCAUCAUUGGCACCCCCGGCCGUCUGAUGCACGUCGUCAUGCAGAUGAACCUGAAGCUGCACGGCGUGGAGUACGUGGUUUUUGACGAGGCUGACAGGCUGUUUGAGAUGGGCUUCGCGGAGCAGCUCCAGGAGAUCAUCCGCCGCCUCCCGGACUCCCGGCAGACCCUGCUCUUCUCCGCCACGCUGCCCAAGCUGCUGGUGGAGUUCGCCCGGGCCGGACUGACGGAACCUGUGCUCUUGCGGCUGGAUGUGGACACCAAGCUGAGCGAUCAGUUACAGCUGGCCUUCUUCCACCUGCGCAUGGACGAGAAGCCGGCCCUCCUCCUGCACCUCCUGCGGAACGUGGUCAAGCCCCAGGAGCAGACCGUGGUGUUCGUCGCUACCAAGCACCACGUGGAGUAUCUGAAGGAGCUGCUGAUGUCAGAGGGCGUGGACUGCGCCUACAUCUACAGCGCUCUGGACCAGACGGCCCGCAAGAUCAACAUCGGCCGCUUCGUCCACCGCAAGGCCAUGGUGCUGCUGGUGACGGACGUAGCGGCGCGCGGUAUCGACAUCCCCCUGCUGGACAAUGUCAUCAACUACAACUUCCCCUCCAAGGCCAAGCUCUUCCUGCACAGAGUCGGUCGAGUGGCCCGUGCGGGGAGGAGCGGCACAGCCUACAGCCUGGUGUGCACCGACGAGGUCCCGUUCGUCUACGACCUCCAUCUCUUCCUGGGACGUCCCUUACAGCUCGCCCUGCCCGAACACCCCCAAGAUGCCGACGGGGUGUUUGGGCGGGUCCCCCAGAGCGUGCUGGACGACGAGGAGGCCCAGCUCAUCACGGCCCACCAGAACUCCCUGGACCUGCAGAACCUGCGUCGCAUCGCAGAGAACGCCUACAAGCAGUACCUCAAGUCCCGGCCCAGCCCCUCCCCCGAGUCAUUCAAGCGGGUCAAGAACACGGAACUCUCCGGAAUGGCCGUGCACCCGCUGCUCGGCUCGGGGUUGGAGAGCAUGGAACUUGACCGGCUGAAGAUGGUAGACAGCAUCAAGACCUACAAGUCUAAAGCCACGAUAUUCGAGAUCAACUCCAGCAGCAAGACGGCGGCCAGCGAGGUCAUGAGGGCCAAGAGGAGCCGGGACACGCGAUUGGUGGACAAGUUCCAGCGGGCGCGCGAGGACCGGGCCGCCAAGGGUCUGAUGAAGUGCCCCGCCCCGCCCAGACCCGCCCCCGCCGACCCGGGACACAGCGAGAGCGAGGAGGAGGACAUCCAGGGGGUGUUUUCCAGAGUGGUGGGGGGGAAGAGGAGGAAAAACUUGGAGGAGGUGGAGGAAGAGGUGGAGGGGGACGCCGCCGGGCCGAAGACGAAGAAGACGAAGACCAGGGGACCUGUUUGUGAUGAAGAGUUCUACAUCCCCUACAGACCCAAAGACUUCAACUCAGAGAGAGGGCUCAGUUUGGGAGGGGAGGGGAGCGCGUUUGAGCUCCAGGCCUCCUCCGCUGUGCUGGACCUGAUGGGGGACGAGGGCGAGCAGCUCAACCAGCACAAGAGCAUGAUGAAGUGGGACCGGAAGAAGAAGCGGUUUGUGCGGGAGACCGGAAAAGAGGACAAGAAGAAGAAAGUGAGGACGGAGAGCGGGCAGGUGGUCAGCUCGAAGAAGAAGAAGAGCUUCUAUGAGGAGUGGAAGAAGAAGUACAAGAUGGACGACGGAGGCUCUGACUCUGAGGGAGAGACAGGAGGAAAGGGGAGGAGGCCCGGUGGAGGCCGCAGAGGACGGCGGGGCCCCCAGCAGCAGCAGCAGCAGGCGGAGCAGAAGGGCGGGGCGCGGGCGCGGUCGGAGCUGCGCAGCCGGGAGCAGAUCCUGAAGAACAGGAAGCGGCAGCAGAAGCAGCAGUUCCUGCAGAGCGGCGCCCUGAAGAAGCUGCGCGGUCGCUCCCGGCAACGGCUCGGAGAGGUCAAGAAGUCGGGCUUCGGCCGCGGCGCCACGAAGAAGGGCAAGCUGAGGAAGAGGCUGUGAGGGGCGGGGCCUGGGCCGGGGGGGCGGGGCUACGGGCGGCCAGCCGCCACUCACUGCCGGGUGACCCGAGAGAAGGAAGGGACUGGACUACAUGGUUGGUUGUUGAGAUGGGUGGGGUUUUGAGGGGGGGCGGGGUUUGCCUUUUUUUUUGGGAGACCAGCGUUUCUUACUGUCUCCCCCUCCCACCCCUAAACUUGAGUACUCAAAGCCAGGCUUGAACCAAUGACUUUUUAUUACAGUGCACAUCGUUCUUAAGAAUUCUCCAAACCUUAUUUGAUUCUCUGAAGCAUUUUUAUGAAACAAAACCAUAAUUAGUGUUUAGCGUUUUCCACCAUUAAAGCCGUGGCAGUCAGCUGUUCUUGUGAGUGCACUGUAAUUAAUGACGGAGAAGAACCCCAAAGGAUGAUGGGGGAUGGGGCGGAGCCUGUUUCAGGAGGCAGGUUAUCCAGUGGGGGGUGCAUUACCUGCAGUGCACUGGGGGGGGGGUUUCAGAGACUGUGGGUUUCGCUGGGGUGUCCUCAUUGGUCCCCGGUCGACCCAGGAGCAGAACAUGCUCAUGAUCAGGUGUGCACCAGCCCAUUGCCUUACCUGUGCUGUGUGUGUGUGUGUGUGUGUGUGUGUGUGUGUGUGUAAUAAUGCAUCGAGGCUAACUGCCUGUCUCAGUGUCACCUCUGCAAAUGUGUCUCACGUCAAGAGGUGGGGGGUGUGUGUGUGUGUGUGGGCAUGUGUAUGUGUGAGAAACCAGAAUUCGCCAGUCCUUUGUACGACAUUGAAAAACUAGAUCUGUGAAAGGACCCUCAGUUAACCUCUUUUUUUUAAUGAGCCUUGUGCAGCUGCUAGUGCUCGUGUGCAAAUAAAUCCCAGUGCAUCCAG